UAUCCACGUUGUUAAAUGGUUUACUCUCAUAUCAAUAUCGACAGGAAUUGUCGAAUGAAAGUUUUAUAUCGAAAAAUGGUGAGGAUAUAAAUGCAAAGGCUGUUUCUUUGAUUUAAUGCUGUUAUCAUCAUUGUCAUCGCCCUUGUUACCAAGUACGAUCUUGACCUCAAUGACCUCAACGGCUCCUCAGGUUUGGGAGUGGGGUUAGAGUGUAAGUGGGAGUUUGGGGAGGCAAAUUGUUUCGAGGCAGCCAUGUGGCUUCUGAUGUAUAGUUGCCUUGCAAUAUUGUCGGCAACGCAACAAUCGCAAACAGAUUUAGCUACAACUACGGAGAAAGUAACGACCGCGAAAGUAGCGACAAAAAAGGUCGGGACGGCAAAGCGUUUCGGACCUACUGAUUCGCCUAUGCUCAACUACAUAUUCGAUUCCCAUAGCAGCCAUAAUAAACACCAACACUUCCACGAUCAUCAUUGGGGUCCACAUUUCGAGGGUAAAAGCACAAACAUAACAGCACAAGCCGGGGCCAAUGUUACACUGGAUUGCCGAAUUUCACUUUUACAGGAUAAAACUGUGUCCUGGGUGAGACGACAAGACAACGGUGAGAAGAUGAACUUGUUGACGGUGGGGCAACAGACGUAUACCGGGGACUCGAGGUACACCGUGGAAUUUCAGUAUCCGGACAACUGGCGCCUUCAAAUCAAGAGCGUCAACAGCAGUGACGAGGGUCAGUAUGAGUGCCAGAUCAGUACACACCCGCCCAGGUUCAUUCACGUUAAUCUACACAUUAACGAACAUGAAUCUAUAUGA
Molecule: messenger RNA, 807 nt
Organism: Ceratosolen solmsi marchali
Lineage: Eukaryota; Metazoa; Arthropoda; Insecta; Hymenoptera; Agaonidae
Exons: 5
Coding region: 253-807 (184 amino acids)
Biological process (GO): synapse organization
Cellular component (GO): neuron projection membrane
Source: RefSeq, a predicted model, not a curated record